This is a messenger RNA of Tripterygium wilfordii, 1164 nucleotides long. RefSeq lists its product as uncharacterized. The transcript is spliced from 2 exons. The record is from RefSeq and is a predicted model, not a curated record. Lineage: Eukaryota; Viridiplantae; Streptophyta; Magnoliopsida; Celastrales; Celastraceae. Bases 315 to 1010 code for a protein of 231 amino acids.
UUUUUAAUUUUCUAUUCAUAUUUCAUAUUCUCUCUCUCCUCUCAAAAUAUGGUUUCCCAGAAGCCGAGAAAACCUUGUUGUUGGACACUGAAGCGGUUCUCUUAACGUACCCUACGCCAGCCUCUUAUCCUACGCACUCUCUCUGUUUCUUCUUCCGCUAACCGUCGAUUGAUGACAAAGAACCUUACCUUCCAGAAGAAGAAGCAAGAGACAAGGAGAAGGCAAAGGAGAAGAGGGGAGGGGUAAGACCGUAAGUUUAAGCAACAGUCACCGCCGGACGAGUACGAAGAGCUGUCUAUCGGUUGGGUUGAUCGAUGGAGGUAUUGGUAGGCUCGACUUUUAGUAUCGAUGUUUCGUCGCCGCCGGCAUAUGCAAGGGACCACGGCGAAGGUGGUGGUGGCGCACAGGAUGAGGCCCAUGACGGCAUAGCUUCCCUUCGACGGUUCAUCAAGGAAGAUAACGAGACCCGAAAACUGAACGGGUUGGGUUUGGGAAAUGGCAAGUCUGUUGAUGAUUCCUCUGACAGUUCGUCUAUUGGAGCUGAAAGCGAAGAUGAAGACAACGACGACGACGUCGUUUCGUCUGAGAAGGCCCUGUGUUCUCUGACUUCACUGGAGGAGUCUCUGCCUAUUAAGAAAGGCUUAUCGAAUUACUAUUCAGGGAAAUCGAGGUCUUUCGCGGAUCUAUCACAGUUGGAUUCAAUUAGUUCGGCGAAGGAUUUGCGGAAGCCUGAGAAUCCGCUUAACAAGAGGAGAAGGAUUCAGAUGGCAAACAAGUGGUCAUGCUCUUCAAGGAGAUCAUCAUCGUCUCUGUACACCUUUCAGAAUUCAAUAUCGGUGCCACUGCUUCCCCUGAAUGAAGAAGACAGCGUCGUCGAUGAAGCAGAGGGGCCGAAACAACAAACGCAGGAAGUGGAAGGGAUAUCGCAGAAGAAGGGGAAUCCAUGGUUGAAGUCUGAGAGUUGUUUUGAAAUAUCAGAUCUUGAAGAAGAAGAAGAAGAAGAAGAUUGAUUAAACAACCGCAACAACAGUAGAAGCUAGCUUUAGCUUCUGUUUUUUCGGAGAAAAGAAUCAAAAGAUAAACAUUUUUAUUGAUAUAUAUAAAUAAUUGGAUAAAUCUUUUUGACAACUGGGAAAUGGAUAAUUAUUAUGUUCAACUUUUUAA